Molecule: messenger RNA, 6965 nt
Organism: Lineus longissimus
Lineage: Eukaryota; Metazoa; Nemertea; Pilidiophora; Heteronemertea; Lineidae
Exons: 21
Coding region: 772-6291 (1839 amino acids)
Biological process (GO): homophilic cell-cell adhesion
Cellular component (GO): plasma membrane
Molecular function (GO): calcium ion binding
Source: RefSeq, a predicted model, not a curated record
GACUUAUAGGCCUAACCAAAAUUGGGACAUCGGUACCCAACACUAAUUGUGGUUGUUUCCCCCCAGUCGUUUCGCUCCCUGGGACUUUUAGUGUUGGGGAUUAGAGUGUGAUUCUGGGCAAAGUCUAUAUUCUCUUGUAGUCAUAUCAUGAGUGAGAUUUGAGACUUAUUUCGGGAGUUAUGUUGGUGUCUUGAUAUCAGUCAUAAGCAUCCAGGCCAUGGCCAUCUUUUGACACAUCAACUGUCUGUGCAGUCGCAUCAGACUACCUUGAGACCUAGGCAAAGUCACUUUUUUCUUGCAUCACUUGGUCAAGUAAAUGAUUCUUUCCCAAUUGUGGUGGGAUUUUGGGCAGGAUACUUGUGUGUUUAUUUAUUGGUCAUCUUGGGUCGCUAAGAUCAUGGAGAGAGCACUUGUUUGCCUUGGUCAUUAAAUGAUCUGGAGGUUGCCAUUAUAAAACUCCUCUGUUCCUUCCUUUCGUCUCCCCUUGUAUGAGGCAUGUGGUUGAGAAUGAUAUUGGGCGAGUCAGUUGUCUUUCUUAUUGAUUUGUCAUUUAGAGUGUCGCCUUGUGAAACCCAUCUCUAUUUGUCCAUUCUACAAAAAUAUCAAUUCUCGGUGUGGACGAAAACAGUCCCCAGGCAUUAGCCUCAAUUAACCGCCAUGUGUCGACAUUGUAGUGUGAUGUGGUGACAAUGAUGAGCAUGUUGAAUUGAUCUUGGUGGACUAGUUUAUUGUGCUGUUAUUUCUGACCUUUUUUUUCGGAUAACUGAUGAGAUGAAUGAUUCAGAGCGGACAAUUUUGUUAAUGUUUAUCCUCAUCAGCGAAGGAGUAAAAUAUAGUUCUGGAGUCGCUACAGAUGUGGAAGUGAUAGUGUUCAACGAACCUAACAAUGUGGUGAUGUUGAUGGAUGUCCAGGCAACACUCACAUUUGAAGUGACGGUCAAGAAUAACAAUGCCAAUACGGAUAUUAAGAAGGCAGCUGGUGCUGGGAAGGAGAACUUCCACCUCAAGUUUGUGCUCUCGGAUGUUGAUGUGCGUAACACUGGUACUGCCUCAAACAUCCUUGGAAUAGCAGCCUUUGACAAUGCAGAUGUGACAGUCAGCCCAUCUAAUGAUGUCCAAGUUGGCCUCAUAGCUGGGAGGACCAAGUUGCUUAAAGGCGCAGUGAAGGUCAAGAUUCCAAAUGAUGCUACCAAGUGUGCUGGUAUACGGUAUCUUUGUGUUAACUCGUUGCCAAAGACCAAUGAAUAUCCUGAGGACAAAACUCGGUUGUUGAAUAAUUGGAAAUGUAAGGAUGUGACGGACCAGGUGUCAUGCGGGAUAGACGUUGAGGCUGUGUCCUUCACGACCUUACCAACUGCCUCAAGCCCGCUCGUUGGACCACUCGGAAAGAAAGGCAUCGCAUUCAUCCUUCAGAUAAGGAACAGGGCUAAGAGUGGCCCAGGUUAUGAUAUUCCUGCAGUUUCAUCUCCGAGAAAGAACUUUGCUCUGACAUCAUUUUACAGCACCGCAAGCAUCCCAACUGCUACUCUGUUAGGUGUGAAAGCUAACACACUAACGAUUUCAGACUCUGAGCUGAGGAUUGGUCUGCCUGGGGUGAAUGGGGCCGGUGCUACUACUCCCAUCUCUGGUAGCAUAGAUUAUGCAGCCAUGACAGCUACGCACUGUCCAAAUGCGAAAUUCGUUUGUGUCAAAAUUGUAGCAGCCGGCACAGCUUCUUAUACUGAGGCAGCCGCCACCCUGACUGGCGUUGGAACCAAUACGAUUUGCCAUUCACUUGCCGGAGUCCGAAGUUGCGCCCCGGACCCACAACCGAGCAGUCUUGUUCUCUCAACCAACCUAGCAGUUGGAAAAACCACAACGGCUUCCUUUACCAUGAAGAUAAAGAAUGUGAAGACUACCCCUGUACUAGAAGAUGUGAUUUAUCUCGCAGUGUCACCGAAUUACAACUACAAGGUGGAACUGAAACUCUCAGAUGUUGAUAUGAAUGCUGCUGGUACGACAAAUAGCCUCGGACUUCCAUUGAUCCCAACCACCUUGUCCGACACGGACCGCCGCAAAGCCCUUGGUCUCAACACCGCUGCAGAAAUAUCCGUCUCGGGCACUGCGGUGAUUCCGCUCACCUCUUCAGCAUGUGAGGCCGUUAGGUGGCUCUGCGCUUUCCUAUGGCCAGGCUCUGGUGCAGGUUAUUUGGACUCUUCAUCGGUUGUCACUCCCAAAGAUCUGAAGCCCAAUACCACAUGUGUCGACAUACUAAACAAGAAAGGUUGCACACCAGAUCUUUCUGUCUUGACAUGGUCCAUUACACCUCCAUCCACCCCAGACCCCCUGAGGUACAUCCAAGAUGUUUGGCAAGACGUGGCCUUCACACUCGACAUCAAGAAUAUCGCAACUGGGGCAAACUCGGGCAUUCCGCUUGCCAAGACUUGGAACUACGCUGUCGAUAUCAGACUCACCGACAAAGAUCUUGCACUCUAUGCGGCUACAGUUACAAACACCAAGGCAUUCCUCUACAAGCCUUCCGCUGCUAAUGCAGGAAACCUAAAGGCCGCCCUGCCUGUAGGAAGUACAUUGUCACUUGGAGGAACUGUGCGGGUAUCGCUGGAAAAGACAAAAUGCAAUGAUCUCAAGUACAUAUGUGCUGUUAUUGAACACAAUGCCUUACUGUUUGGCGACAAAGAUACUACAAAUAACCACAAGUGCAUCGAUAUUUCUGCAGUAAAAGUGUGUUCCCCAGAUGUCUCCAUUUCAACCUUUGCUGGGAAACCAACUACUGCUGUGCAAUAUAUAAAGGACUCGAAAGCCAGUGCCUUUAAAUUCGACAUUGUAUGGCAAAAUGUUGCUCCAGCACAUUCUGGGAACGACAUCUUGCCCCCUCCAACCAAACCUGCGGGGAGCAACAACUUUCAACUCAAAAUGGCCUUCUCUGAUGUGGAUGUUGGGUCCGGGAAAUUGGAUACUCUUGCAAUCGGGAAACUAUCGCAUAAAGUACAAUUCCCUGAGAGCCUGGCGGCGCAGACGCAGACUGUUACGAAGACGGACCAGACGUAUGCCCCGACUACUAGCCCUGCGGACGAGUUGAUCAUACCUCAGGUCAAAUGUUCCAAAGUUAAUUACUUGUGCGUCUAUAUCUCCGAGGGUGAUAACGCUCAGUACCUUGAUGUCGAUGACUCUAACAACUUUAGGUGCAUCAGUUUAAUCACGGGAAAUAUCAAGAAGAACUGCAGGCCAGUUUUUGAUAAUCUCCCAAACACUGCCACUGUAAAUGAAAACGAAGCUAUCGGGCUAUCGGUGUUCACAGUGAAGGGAUCACAAGGAGACGUUGGGGUACCGAGUGCCCUUCAGUACACCAUUACCACCUUUAACGCAGAGUUUCAGAUCAAUCCCGGUACUGGUGAAAUUAGAACUAAACAAAGUUUCAGCUAUGAAACCAAGGCUCAGUAUCUAGUCCAAGUCACAGUUACCGACGGUACCACAGGUGACCCACUGUACACUGCCACUUCUACCUUAACCAUCAACAUAAAGGAUGUCAACGACAAACCUGUGUUUGAUGCCAAGUAUCCUUUCACCAUCAAUCCUGCCAUCCCAGAGAAUAAGGCAGCAGUUGUCCAUACCAUGACCUACACGGACCAGGACUUACCCAAACAGACGAUGCUGUGGUCCAUUGAUGUCAAACCAUCUGUUUUGCCUGCAGCACCCUUUGCCAUUAACCCGACUGGAACAGCUGGUAUCAUCAGUAUCAUGAACCCAGGUCUAAAUUUCGAAGCGGCAGCACCACCGACUUACACCUUAACCAUUCAUAUGAAGGACAAAGGCGUGCCGCCCCAGACAGCCACACCAGCAAUCAUCAUUGUACCGUGCUCUGAUGUUCCAGAACUUCCCACUAUUCAGAAUCUACCAAAGACAAUAUCUCUGUACGAGACGGACAACAAUAAUUAUGAUACUCAUAUUUUUACGGUGUCGGCAACUGAUCCUGAUGCGGGAACUUCACUGAAAUAUUACAUAAACCCGCAGCCAUUUGAUGGCAAAUUCAAGCAGGACCCAAAGGAUGGUUCAAACAUCCAAUACGUAAAAUCUCCCAACUUCGAUCACGAGACAACCAGUCAAUACCAGAUUACAGUGAUAGUCAGUGAUGGUAAAACGGCUCCUGUGAGCGCCAUAUUGACCGUGAAGAUCCUCAACAAUACGUACGGUGACAGUCCGCUCUUUACGAAUGUGCACUGGCCAGGCGCCGUUUCUGUAAAUGAGGACCAGGCCCUUGAAAGCACUCUUUUACUGGUGUUUGCCAUUGAUCCAGAUAAUCGUCCGCUUGCUUUCAGUCAUCUUGUGAAGCCUUUCAGUGGACAAGCCAAAUUUGGAGUAGACAGUAGUGGUCGUUUUUAUUCAGCGCAUACCCCUGACUUCGACUAUGAGGUAGUAAAGCUCUACACAGUGGUUAUCAAGGUGUGUGCGUCGGCCAACUGUACAACGAAAGACAUCACCGUGAAUGUUGUUGAUAAGAAUGACCCGCCCAUAUGUUCUCCAAGCUCCUUGCAUGUCACAACACCAGAAAUAGGCACAUAUAAUCCUUGGAAACUGUUCACCGCCACGGACCAGGAUGGUGGAACUUUGACCUACGUGAAGAUUACAAAAAACCUGGCAUUCCAAGGCAGAUUUACCAUCGAUAAUACAGGUCUAAUCAAUCUGACGGGCAUUAACUACGAAACGCUGAAAAGCCCAAUAUUUGGAAUGUUCUAUGUGUCAGAUGCUGGCGGUUUGACAUGUUACUUUGCCCUAACCGUCCAUAUAACCGACAUCAAUGAAAGGCCAUCGUUUACCAAGACCGCAUAUACAGCAACAGUCACAGAAGGGUCUACACAGGGUACUAGUCUAACCGUCGUCACGGCAAAGGAUCCAGAUAUCGGAGAAAACGGUAUCUUACGAUUUUAUGUCGAUCCUUUGGAUGCGAAUAUGGCAUACAACUAUUUCCAGACCGUAAAGAUAACAGCCACGAUUGCCCACUUGAGCGUCCAGAGCCCUAUUGAUAGAGAGGCGAUGAUUGGGAAUACCAUGACCUUCAAAAUCUACGUUGAGGACAAGGGCAAGCUGAGGGACACCGCAACAGUCACUGUAACAGUCAACAACAUAAACGACAACAGGCCAACAUUCUUGAAAGGUUUCUACAACUUCGAGAUAAUGUAUAAUGAUGUUGUUGGGAAGGAGGUUGGUUUGGUUUCCUGUACCGAUAAAGAUGUUUUUUACAAUACCGUUAGUUACCUAUGGCUCCAGGACCAACAGAAAGAUAACUUUACCAUGGGCAGGUCUACGGGAAAGAUCGCUUCUGCUGUGACACCACUGGACCCAGACCGGGAAUAUGUCCUUAUUGCUCAGUGUCAGGACAAUGAUCCUGUGAAGAUUGAGACUUCAUUGACCCAGGCCAUUCGUGUUGACACCUACAUCGGUUGGAAGGUACUGACAAACUGGACGACAGCACAUAGCCCAGCUUACUACAAAAUAAAGGCAAAUCUUGAUAGUUUCCUCACAGCAGCUAGUUCUCUCUGUACUCCAUGUGUUGCAAAGCUGCAUUCCAUCGUUGACAGCAAAAGCUGCGCUUGCAAAAUAAACCAAAAGUCGAGUGGUGCCAUCCUUAUCCUGUACUUCCUGAAAGACUCCUCAACGGACAAGAUAGGCAACAUAGGGAAGGAGAAAGUCUUCUUCACAGCCAGCCACAUCGUGAGGGCAUACACCAAGGACAACCUCGAGGAACCCGCCAGCUCAAUCACGGCAAAUGCGAAGUUUGCCACCCACAAGGUCACAUCAAUUACAAGAUAUGGUGACGAGCCAGUCGUGACGGAUUGGAUGCUGGAUACCAUUGGUGGAAAUAUCGUCCUUGGCCUCAUUAUGAGCUUGGGGCUGAUCCUUGGAAUAGUUACUUCCUUAUGCAUCGCCAAAAGAUUUGGCAAAAGUACAAUGGCAAUGAACCAACGGCUGGACGAUCCACAAGCCCCUUACAAACGAAAGAUGGGCAGGGUUCAACCCCAUGACAGACCAACAUCACAAUCUCGUGAAGCGUCCACUGUGUCCGUGUCUCAUGUCAAGGUCAUGAAUGACAUCCCCUGCAGGCCACCUCCGUCCAUCCCACAUCACCAAGCUGCGGACGAGGGGAAAUACAACAACCCAUCUCCUAGGCUUUACACUGCUCCAAAUGAACCCAUUUAUCAGCAAACGCCACCAUUUACACCUCCGGCCGACUUUUUCAAUGAAGUGAAUAGGAGAUUUCUGAUCAGACCGGGAAAGUUCAAAACAGCACUCUGAUGAAUUAACACAUUCGCAACAAGAGACUGUUGGCUGGUUUCUUCUUUAAACCAUGUUUUAUUCACAACAGUGUUCAGAAAUGGAAUUGAUAAACGUCGCUCUUGUCAGGAAGAGUCAUUUUGAAAUUGAAGCCUUUGUGAUCAAUGACAGUUUUCGGAAUGGAGCCAACUGAAGACAGUCCUUUCGUACCACAUAUAUAUUUCACUAUACUAUCCAAUGAGAGCAUGUUCUCUUUUCUCAAAAAAUGCUGUUUUUUGUCAAUACAUGACAUUUUAUUAGAUGAUUGCGGAAAUAACUUGUUGAAUACUCAUUUUGUACAUAACAUUACCCGUGCCAAACAUUAAAAGAGGUCGUCUGUUUAUAAUUUUCUUCUGGAGAGAACGAAUGCUUAAGUGGAGCUGGAUCGUGUAAAUAAGGGUAGAUAGGUUUGAUGGAUAUACCAUGGAGUGUUAUACUGAAUAUUCAAAAGUGGUAAAUUAAUGGUUUUUCAUAGUGGGAGUGGUGCAGCAAAUACAUAGACUACGAUCAAUGUGAUGUUCAUGUAUGAUGUCAUUAUAAACAUAAGCACCAGUCACCUGUGUGAUGGAGUUGGCAACUCCCUCCGAUUGUGUAGGUUUCCUCCUACAGAACAAGGCGCCACCUGUCAUCCUCGGAAUGUACAAUAAUAAAGAGUU